Messenger RNA from Penicillium atrosanguineum, 942 nucleotides. RefSeq lists its product as uncharacterized. The transcript is spliced from 2 exons. The record is from RefSeq and is a predicted model, not a curated record. Lineage: Eukaryota; Fungi; Ascomycota; Eurotiomycetes; Eurotiales; Aspergillaceae. The coding region runs from base 1 to 942 and encodes 313 amino acids.
AUGUCAUUCGAUAGAGUCGCUGUUUUCCCUGCCUCUGGCGGUAUUGGUGGCAGCACUGUCAAGCAUCUUUUACCUCGACUUCCGUCCGAAAAUCUUACCUUCGUCGCUCGUCAUCCCGAGAAAUUGAGUGACGCUUCUUCUGCCGGUGCAAAAGUUCGUCAUGCGGACUAUGACGAUGAUGACACCCUUUCGCGUGCUUUUGAUGGUGUGGAUACUCUGUUCUUGAUCUCAUAUCCUUCAGUCGAGCAUGAGCACAGAUCGGAGCGUCAUCGGGUUGCCAUUGACUUUGCGAUUCGUAGCGGAGUUAAGCAUAUCUUCUAUGGCUCUCUAGGAUAUGGUGGCAAGCCAGAGAACAAAGCCUCCGUGGCUCACGUUAUGCAAGCUCAUCUGGAUACAGAGAAGUAUCUAGAACAUUUGUCCCAGACGAAUAAGGACUUUGGAUACACGGUGGUCCGCGAAGGCCUGUACUCCGAGUCGUACCCUCUCUAUACCGCCUUUUUUGACCCGCAGAACCCGGUCAGUGAGAUUAAGAUCCCACAUGACGGAUCUGGGCCCGGUAUUGCCUGGGUCAAGCGUGAAGAGCUGGGCGAGGGCACUGCUGAGCUUCUAAAAAGAUUUGUCAAAGAUCCGAAGAGCUUCCCAUAUCUUCAGAAGUCCGUUUUGCUCUCCGGAAGCCGGGUGGUGUCUUUGAAGGAGUCAGUGGACAUUCUGGGCAAAGUGGCCAACCUACCUGUCAAGAUCCACCAGGUCUCCGAAGAUGAAUUUGCUGCACAGCCUCAGGUCAAGCCGAACUUCCUCUAUCAUGGAGUCGAUCACUCCAAGGUGUGGACGACAACCUUUGAAGCCUUCCGUCGAGGUGAGGCAGCAUACGCAUCACCUCUCCUUGGGGAGCUUUUGGGCCGUGAACCUGAAGAUUUCCAGACUACAGUGAGCAACUCGUAG